GUCAUUUAUAUACCUUCGGAUCAUUUGCUUCAACAUAGCAGCAGGAUGCAGGAUUGCCUUGGAUCCAGGUCAAUUCAGAAUGUUGACAUCAUUGCUGAGAAGGCAAAGCUGCAAGUUGCAGAACUUUUGCCCAAGGCACAGACCCUGUAUUUUGCUAAGGGCUGCCUUUCAAAUGCAUCACAGAUGACAUUGGUUGAAGCUGACAACCACAUCUUGGAACAUGUUGUACAAGGAGGCAGUCUGGUGAUCCGCGGCGAGCCGUCGGACGCGGCCGUCAUCUGCACCGGCCAGCGGACGUACGAGGUGCGGGAGGCCGAGACGUCCAACGCGCUGCUGCUGCUGGACACGCUCAGCUGGCCGGAGGAGGUGGCCGCCGACCAGCCGCGACACGUCACCGACCGGCAGGUGCAGGGCACGUUCGGCACGUACCUGGAGCUGCGCGAGUGUCGCCACACGGUCCAGGCCAGCGACGCCGAGCUGGAGGCGGCGCUCCGGCAAUGCCACGCCCUGCUGAUGGACGGCCAGUACCGACAGCUGGAGUGCGAGUACGAGUUCCACGUGUUCAGCCUGGUCAUGAAGUUCAUCGACGAGAACUCGUGGUCGGCCGACGCGGUGCGGCGGCCGCCGACGCUGGAGACGCUCUCAGAGCUGGAGCCGGAGGCCGUGGUGACCGCCUGCUUCGACCGCUACCUGCGGCCCGUCACCGAGCCGGCGGAGCAAUACUGCUGUCGGCCCGGGGAACACUGUACCAGUGUCGUCAAACACGGUGCCGCCUGUCGCCGCCUGCCAGGUGAGCAGCUGUUCACACUCCACGAGGACGAGGUGGCCCGGCUGUUCGCCCGGCUGCUUCUGCACACCAUGAAGACGUUCAACCUGGCCGACUUCACCGCCUCCUGGCGGCAGAGCGUGCCCGAGGGAGUGACCACCGACCUGGAGCAGCUGCGGGGUCUGGCCGUGGUCAACAGAGAGGUCAGCCCCGAGCUAGUGGUGCGGCUGCAGGCGACCGACCUGCCGGAGGAGGCGGCCGGCCGCUUCCAGGCCCUGUUCGCGAUCAAACAGCUGUGGACCGGCGACGAGCUGCUGCCUUAUGUCGAGGACCUGACGUCGCCCACUCUGAAGCUGGGCUCGCUGCUGGCCAAGCACUGCCGCAUGACGGCGCGACGCGGCGUCAAGAUGUACGGCCCCAAGCACGGCCACUGA
Messenger RNA from Pollicipes pollicipes, 1200 nucleotides. RefSeq names its product sister chromatid cohesion protein DCC1. Gene Ontology annotation, biological process: maintenance of mitotic sister chromatid cohesion; mitotic sister chromatid cohesion. The record is from RefSeq and is a predicted model, not a curated record. The transcript is spliced from 9 exons. Gene Ontology annotation, cellular component: chromatin; Ctf18 RFC-like complex; chromosome, centromeric region. Bases 46 to 1200 code for a protein of 384 amino acids. Lineage: Eukaryota; Metazoa; Arthropoda; Thecostraca; Pollicipedomorpha; Pollicipedidae.